AUGGGCAGAGCUGGUAAGGGUGGCGGCUACUACGCCGUACAGAAGGGCAAGCAGCAAGGAAUCUUUCAUACGUGGACCGAGUGCGAGGCUGCUACCAAAGGAUUUUCGGGCGCCGUGUUCAAGAAGUUCGACAGCGAAGCUGCGGCGCAGGCGUUCGUGCACGGCAAUGGGUAUAGCGCAGCUAGCAAUGCUGUGAGCAACACCACGAGCGUUUCGAACGGCGCUGAUCGAUCGUACACUCCUUACGCUACGGCUUAUUCGAAUAAGCAGAGGAAGCAGGCUCAAAAGGCUCGAGAGGCUCCCGGACGUCCUUCAUGCCCGGCUCCAAAGCCUCGUGCACAGCCAUCUUGCAGCAGCCACGUCCCACAAGCUCGUGUGCAACAGUCGUAUGGUAACGUUGUGUUCCCCAACGCUUCCUCUUCUCGCACAGGCCCACAGCGCACGAGUACCGUCUACUGCGACGGCAGCUCGAUCGGCAACGGUCGAACCACGGCGCGUGCCGGCUGGGGCGUAUUCUUUGAAGAUCCUGAGCUGCACCACUUGAACGAAUCACGUCGUUUGCCCGGUGACAAACAGACCAACAAUCGCGCCGAACUCAUGGCUCUUAUCCGUGCAGUUCAGUUGUGUCCGAACGACGGACGUCAACUGUUGAUAAUGACAGACAGCAAGUACAGCAUGCAAACAGUGACCGAGUGGCUGCCAAAAUGGAGACAGAAUGGGUUCAAGACGCUUGCGGGCGCAGAUGUUCAGAACCAAGAUCUGAUCGUCGAAUUGGACAAGCAGUUGAGUGGUAGGCAUCCACGUCCAAAGCUUGAACAUGUGAAGGCGCACGUGGGCAUCCAUGGUAACGAGAUUGUCGAUCGCAUGGCAAAGUACGGCGCAAGUCUGCCGCGCGACGAUUCAAGCGACUUGAGCAUGAGAUCCAACGCGCCAGAGUCUCAUGUGAUGAGAGAUAGCGAGGCAAACUCGCCCGCUUUCUCGAUCAACAUCUCCAUCAACCCAACAAACGAGCAGGCGCACGUGAGUUGGUGA
Molecule: messenger RNA, 1032 nt
Organism: Mycosarcoma maydis (corn smut)
Lineage: Eukaryota; Fungi; Basidiomycota; Ustilaginomycetes; Ustilaginales
Product: RNA-DNA hybrid ribonuclease
Exons: 1
Coding region: 1-1032 (343 amino acids)
Biological process (GO): DNA replication, removal of RNA primer
Molecular function (GO): RNA-DNA hybrid ribonuclease activity; magnesium ion binding; nucleic acid binding
Source: RefSeq, a predicted model, not a curated record